GCCUAUUCUGUAUCUCGAUUCGAAAGUAAAUUCUAUUCGAAUUUGAUAUUCGACUCGAAUGUGUUUUAGCAUUCUGUAAAAAAGUCGAAUUCAGUUUAUAAAUAUACGAAAAUUGUACCACCCUGUGCCAGUACUUUCGAAUGCUAAAUGUCAAAAUAAAAUGAAAUAAAGUUUAAAUUUAUUUGAAAAAUAUGGAUUCCGUUGCAUUGUGGAUGGAGGACGAGGAAAUUAUUGAGGAAAGAAUUACGAGAAGAUGUAUAAGAAAUGAAUUUAAUAUUAUGGAAUUAUCGCAAAAAAGCUUCAUACAAAACUUUAGACUUUCUAAGGAAGCCUUUGAUUAUGUCUUAAGAGGCAUAACUGAAGAACUAACGGUACCUAUAAGAUCCACGGCAAUAAAUCCAGCUAUAAAACUUGCUGCUACUCUAAAAUUCCUUGGUCAAGGGGGCUAUCAACAUCAAAUAGGGCAAGACCGGUUUGCAGGGUUAGCACAGUCCACUACAUCUAAAUGUAUUGCAGAAGUUUUGAACGCUAUUGAAAAAACAAUGUGUCCGAAACACAUAAAAUUUGAAAUGAACUCACAAGAAAAGCGUGAUGCUAAAAAUUAUUUUUAUUCAAAAUUUGGAUUACCAGGAAUAAUAGGUGCUGUUGAUGGAACUCACAUCCAGAUGGUUAGACCAGUGAAAGAUGAGCAUCUCUUUUUUAAUCGAAAGCUAAAGCAUAGCGUCAAUGCUAUGGUGAUUUGUGACCAUAACAUGUAUAUAAGAGCUGUAAAUGGAGUUUAUGGUGGAGCAGCGCAUGAUGCCCACGUAUGGAGCCUUUCAAAAGAACGACAAUACAUGCUAUCCAACUACCAAAAUGGAGAUAAAUCUUCAUGGUUAAUUGGUGAUUCUGGAUAUCCAUUAGAGCCAUGGCUCCUUACGCCUUACCGCAAUGCAGAAGAAAAUUCACUAGAAAGUUUGUACAAUGAAAAAUUUACAAAAGCAAGAUCAAUAAUCGAGCGUGUAUUUGGAAUUUUAAAAAGUCGUUUUCGAUGCCUGCUUGCUGGAAGAGAGCUUCACUAUGCACCAAAAAAAGUUGUUAAAAUUUUGAAUGUUUGUUGUGCCCUGCAUAACAUUUGCCUCAUAUACAACGUUGAAGCACCAACAGUAAUUGAAACUAAUGAAGAACGAUCUAGUUUUGCUUUACCCAACGGUGAUCAAAACGAGUUUUCACGAAUUGCGCAAACAAUACGAGACCGAAUUAAAAUAAGCUUGCGUUCGUAAUUUAAAUAAAGUAACUAAAAAGCAAUCCAUUUAUUUCAUUUCUUUCAAAUAUUCAUUAUAAAUAUUAUAAGUAAAAUUAACGGGUAUUAACAUUUAACAUUUGUUCCUUGAUUUUCAGUUUUGCAAGUCUUAUAUUGUUCCUUUCCCUGUCGCUUUUAAUUUUGUAUUCAUGUUUUAACUUUUCAAACUUUAGUUUUUGCCUUUCUAGUUCUAUUUUUUCUUCAUUUUGUUCAACAAGUUUUUUAUUAUAUUUAACUAAAGAUUUUAAAUUGUAAUUCACGUCUUUUAAAAUCUUUGUAAAAUCAUUGUGAAACUUCAUUUGCCCGUCUACUUGCAUUUUCAAUAGAUUUUUUUUACUUGAGGUACGUGAGCGCACAGUGCUACAUUUUGGUGACGUUUGGGGGCGAUAAGGUGGUGUAAAAGGUGGCAGUUCCUCUAAAUUUUGUAAAUCACUUAUGUUAUUAUGAGUGCUUGGUGGCAGUUCCUCUAAAUUUUGUAAACCACUUAAGUUAUUAUGAGUGCUUGGAUCCGUGGUUUCACAAUGGUAGCUUUGUGUGACUUCACUUGUUCCCGCACCGAACUUUUGAGCAUCUACCAUCCCAUCUACCGCUUGGUUUAUCUGCAGUAAAUCAAAUGCUCUUAAUUCAACUG
Molecule: messenger RNA, 1913 nt
Organism: Bactrocera dorsalis (oriental fruit fly)
Lineage: Eukaryota; Metazoa; Arthropoda; Insecta; Diptera; Tephritidae
Product: putative nuclease HARBI1
Exons: 4
Coding region: 192-1262 (356 amino acids)
Source: RefSeq, a predicted model, not a curated record